This is a messenger RNA of Ciona intestinalis (vase tunicate), 1623 nucleotides long. Its product is annotated as protein FAM228B-like. NCBI's taxonomy places the organism in Eukaryota, Metazoa, Chordata, Ascidiacea, Phlebobranchia, Cionidae. The record is from RefSeq and is a predicted model, not a curated record.
UGAAGCUCUCAAGAUUUUUUCUAUUUUCGGAUUUAUUAAAAUUUCUUUUUUGGAAGCGAAACUAAAGAUUGCGUUCGCCAUGGUGUAAGCUGUGCUAUUUAAAAUGGAAAGUUCAAAGUUAAAUCAAGUAUCAAGCGGGUCCAUUAAGUUUUAUUCGGCGGACGUAACGGAAUUGGAUUUAGAAAAACAAAAUUUAAAACACAAAGAAUAUUCAUUCAGCCUCGGUGGCAAGUCUAACAGAUCUGGUUCUCGUUUAAACAGAGCUUCUUCCAACACUUCUAGUGCUGAGAAUUCGAGAAAUAUUAAGAAUUGGAUCAACCAGAAGUCCUUACACCACAUACGUGAUCAACACAGCGCUGAAAAUAAUGGAACCAAACAAAUGUACACGGUUGUUUUAAAUAAUGAAGAAAACUUUGUAAAAGGCAUUGAUGAGUUUUUAAUCGACCAUGAUUUAUUAAAUCUAAGAAGAAAAGAGCUUUUAUACAAACGGUGGAACGAGCGAGUUUAUAUCCCCGUUCGUAAACGAGUUGAACAAGAAAUUGAGCGCGGUUUUCAACCACUAGAUGCUGCUAAACGCAAGGAACAUCGAAACUACUUAAAAUACACAAAUAAAAAGGGCGUUGUGUUCCUUGACACGAUAUCACACAAGGAAUAUGACCCUCUUGUUUUACACGGAGCAAACUCCCCAGUAUCACUGCGUGUUAGAACGGGAAGAUUGAAGGAUCCUCUGCUUGCAGCUGAGAGGGAAAGAGAUGAAGAAGAAAAGAUGCUCCUACAAUGCCAAACGGGCCGAGUGUUUCCCGACCAUCACAUCCGGUCACGUCGGCUUCCUCCUUCCCCUUUGGUUCCCCUUGGUCGCCAUGGCACCGAGUGUCCUCAUUGGUUGGCCAUGCCACUAAGGGAUGUGGAAAGCCCAGUCAGGAUGAAAAGCAGAAAUCGCAUGUUCGGCACGUUUAACGAUUCCUUUCUUGACUUUGAUGAUUGGAACGGGAACAAAUAUGGACAAGAUGUUGUGGACAGUGAGUUGAGGUUUCAGCGCAAACGAAGGUUUGAUGUUCCCUCUACCAUGCCAUCCCCUGCUAUUCUUGGGUUGGCUGAACCCACAAACCACACUGAGACCACUAAAGCUGAUGUUGCUGAAGACAAAAUGACAAAAAGUCAAGUCCGAUUUACUCUACCACCUGAAACACGCCCCCAAAUCACUGCCUAAACUACUAUAUACAACAUACACAAUAUUUUGUGUAAUUAUGAAACCUUUAAUGCACUUGCUGUUACUGCAGAUUUUCUUUUUCUAAAAGUUAGACAAUCAAAUUAUUUAUCAAGUUUAAAGCCUUUACUGUAAAAACCCACUAUUUUUAAAUGGAAAAACUCGUUUUACUUUAUGUGAAUGAUAAAACUCUGUAUUUUUACUUGACAGCUAAACAGUUGAAUAUGUAUUAUUUGGUUGUACAGUCAUGACAGCUUAAAUGUUUCAUAAGAUGCUUGAAUACACAUUCUAGUGUUAGCUUAUUUAGAUUACAUCCAAUUUUUCGAACAACCAUUCUAGUACCUCUCUUAGCUUUGUAGCUUAUAGGUGCCAACAAUUUAUGUGCCAAAAUCGCAAUAAACUAGUUCAUGAACUUG